This is a messenger RNA of Nicotiana tabacum (common tobacco), 615 nucleotides long. The record is from RefSeq and is a predicted model, not a curated record. Lineage: Eukaryota; Viridiplantae; Streptophyta; Magnoliopsida; Solanales; Solanaceae.
AUGGGACCCAAAGAGGCACCACGGUUAUCAGACUAUAACUUUAAUGUUGAUGCGGCUACCAUCGUUUCGGCUAUCGGGAACAUCAAAGAAACCAAGUGGCCUCGACCUUUGCAAACUGAUCCAACACAAAGGGAUCCCAACCAAAUAUGCAAAUACCAUGGCACGCACGACCACAGGUCUCGACAAUUAAGGGAAGAAGUAGCUCGGUUGUUCAACAACGGUCAUCUUCGAGAAUUUCGAAAUAACCGAGCUAAGAACCACUUCAGAUACAGGGACUCUAACAAGCAAAAUGAACAAGACGAACCCCAGCACGUCAUCCAUAUGAUCAUUGGAGGGGUCGAUGUUCCUCAAGGUCCGAUGAUGAAACGCACCAAAGUGUCAAUCACAAGAGAAAAACAGACUCGGGAUUACUUACCAAAAGAGACUCAAUCUUUCAACGACGAGGACACAGAAGGAAUCAUACAACCUUAUAAUGAUGCGUUGGCAAUUUCUGUUCUUAUGAAUAAAACUAGAGUUAAAUGUGUGCUAAUUGAUCUAGGUAGCUCGGCUAACAUCAUUCAGUCAAAUGUCGUAGAAAAACUCAACCUACAGGACCAGAUCGUACCUGCGGCCUAA